Suillus clintonianus is the source of this 1660-nucleotide messenger RNA. RefSeq lists its product as uncharacterized. The record is from RefSeq and is a predicted model, not a curated record. Gene Ontology annotation, molecular function: NADP binding; flavin adenine dinucleotide binding; N,N-dimethylaniline monooxygenase activity. The transcript has 13 exons. Bases 59 to 1660 code for a protein of 533 amino acids. NCBI's taxonomy places the organism in Eukaryota, Fungi, Basidiomycota, Agaricomycetes, Boletales, Suillaceae.
UUACGGAACUACGCAAUCUUGUUCUUGAUACCCACACAAGCCAAACAUUCUGCUAGCCAUGGAUCGUGAUACACCUCGAGUGGCCAUAGUUGGUGCCGGCAUCUCUGGAAUUACCAUGGCUGUGAACUUGAGAAACAAGUUGCGACAUGACAAUUUCGUGAUUUAUGAAAAAGCAGGGUCCAUCGGUGGGACGUGGCGAGACAAUGCAUACCCUGGAUGUGGGUCUGAUGUUCCCGGACACUGGUAUUCCCUCUCAACGGAACUAAAUCCAUACUGGGAGAAUUACUACAUCACGCAGCCCGAGAUACGCGCGUACUGGGAGGAGAUAUAUCAAAAAUACGGCCUGGCUUCCCGCACAGUGUUCAAUACCCGCGUUACUCUUGUUGAGUGGGACGAAGAAAAUGGCGUGCAUAACCUGACACUAGAAGACGUAGUGUCUGGCCAGACUAUACAGACCCAAGCGGAAGCUGUUAUCCAGGCUGUCGGUUUUUUCACAUCGCCAAUGUAUCCUCAGGAUAUUCCUGGAAGGGAGAAAUUUAGAGGACCGCUCUGGCAUUCUUCUCAGUGGAGGCACGAUGUAGAUCUGAAAGGCAAGGCAAUUGGCGUCAUUGGCAAUGGCUGCUCUGCAACUCAAUUCAUACCGGUUAUCGCCGCCGAGCCUUCUACUCGUGUCAUCAACUUUUGUCGUACCCCACAAUGGAUUGGAAUGAGGUUCAAUUACCGCUACCCGGAGUGGGUCAAGUGGGCGUUUGCCCAUGUUCCGUUUCUCAUGUACGCGUACAGAAGUUUCAUCAUGAUAACGGGUGAUCUUCCAUGGGGCAUUUUCGUGGCUAAUUCACCUGUCAGUGCUGUCAUGAGGAAGGUCCUAACGUGGUACAUGCAACGAACCGCGCCAGCGAAACUCCACGAUAAGCUUAUUCCCACCUACCCUCCUGGGUGCAAACGCCUGGUCCUUGAUUCUAACUACUUGUCUGCUUUGCACCAACCUAACGUUGAUCUGAAUUGCACUGGAAUCCAAGAAGUUGUUGAGGAUGGUAUCGUUCUCAAGACCGGUGAAAAAGUACCACUGGACGCAAUAAUCUUUGGCACCGGCUUUUAUAUGGCCGAGCGAGAUGUAGCUUUCCGCGGAAUCGGUGGCCUCACUCUGAAGCAAUAUUUCGAAUCAGAAGGCAGCUAUUACGGAACGGUUUUCCCUGGGUUUCCAAACAUGUUCACGAUCGUGGGGCCCAACAGUGCCUCAGCCCACACUUCUCUUCUUUUCACCAUCGAAACUCAGGUCAGUUAUAUCCUCAAGCUGAUGAAGCCUAUCAUCAACGGUAAGGCAAAAUCACUCGAAGUCAGCCAAAAGGCCACAACCUAUUACAACACUUGGAUCCAAAAGCGCAUGGAACAAACGAUAUUCUUGAGCUGUCUUUCAUACUAUCGAGGUGACAAUCGAAAAGGCCCAAAAAAUGUAUCUACGUUCCCUGGUAUGGUCUCAUUCUACUGGUGGAUCAUGCGAAAGCCACGCUGGGAUGAUUUUAAGGUGGUAGGUGGAGAAGAGUGGUUCAACCAGGGCAGGAAAGUGGCAUUGACGAAAUAUGCGCUUGUGGCUUUGAUGGUUUCCAUCGUUGCCUACAAUGCCUCUAUGCUCUGGAAGUUUGUCCCCGGACUCAUUUAA